Oreochromis aureus is the source of this 3621-nucleotide messenger RNA. Its product is annotated as NACHT, LRR and PYD domains-containing protein 1b allele 3-like. Gene Ontology annotation, biological process: regulation of apoptotic process. The coding region runs from base 277 to 1638 and encodes 453 amino acids. Lineage: Eukaryota; Metazoa; Chordata; Actinopteri; Cichliformes; Cichlidae. The transcript is spliced from 2 exons. The record is from RefSeq and is a predicted model, not a curated record.
GGUCUGAUGUCGCUAACGUCAGACUGACUGCAGCGGAACAUCCCAGUGAAGGAAGAAACGCAGGACUGAAUCUGUCCUACAAAGGUAAACACCAGAUGAGCAAAGGCAUGGGAAACCAUAUAGACACAUCUUUAAAGAAGUUUUAAAAGGCAGAACUUAAACAUAAAAGAAGAUGUAAUGUAUGUUCAAGAACAUUUUCCCAAUGAAAAAGAAAGAAUUGCAUGAAAUCAAAGAUCUGCAGAAGCAGAAGAAGGAAAUCUGUCACAUUGUGAAGACAUGGAGGAUCUUGUAGGAGGAGACUGCUCUUCCUUUCUCAGAAGGCCAUCUCAAAUCCUACUUACUUCCUUCUCACGUCUCUUCCCAUACAAAACAUGGUCCUCUUAUAGACUGUAUCCCCACAUUGUAUUACUUACUCACUGGAAUACCAGUGGCACUAAAGUCAGUGAGAAAGGAACUGUUAUAUGGCGAUCAAAAUCAGUGUCUAUCCCUCAGAUGAAAAUAUUGACUGAAGCAUCAAGGUUACCUGACAUGAGAUUAAAGGAGUUUAAACCUGCCAUCACUGCUGAUAACUGUCAUGAUGAAACCUACCAGUUCCAGUGCUCCAGUGCAGGUCUGUACCAGUGCAGUGUGACUGGUCUGGUGUUUGACAUGAAGGGAGAAGGAGACGUGGUUUACAGGACUGUCCCUUGGAACAGGAAGCUGCUGGACAAACACCACAAGAAGCCUGCAGGACCCCUGUUUGACAUCAAAUGUCAGCAGCAGUCUGUGUGUCAGCUUCAUCUCCCACACUGUGAGCUCAUCUCCACAGGUGGAGGUCAGUUCUUGCAGGUCGCUCAUGUGAAUGAUGAGGGCAUUGAGUUCAUCCUCCCUCAUCAGAUAACAGAAAGUCAUGUUGUUAUAAACAUCACAGACUUUUCUGGUUAUGGUAUUGUCAGGGAUGAAGACUCUCCCCCUGACCCAGUCCAAGCUUUGGUUUUGCUCUUUUACAAAUCUCCAGAAGAAGGUGAUCUCAGAUCUGUCCUCAGUGUGUUGUUGGUGCCAAGAAAUGUGGUGAUUUGUCAAGUUAAGAAUAUCAGGAGGGAAUUAAUUGGAGAAGAGACAUACAUAGACAUACCCUCUAAAUGCAAUCUGCAUCCAAACCAGGUUUACUCUCUUUCCACCGUUCCUGAUGAUGGCCUGAUUGUAGUUCAACCAAAUGAAACAGUGUUUGAUGACGUGUCCCUUGACAAUCCUGUCCCAUCCUUCCAAGUGAUUUUUAAUAGACUCACUAGAAAUAUUAACCUGAGUCUGAGACACCAGAGCAGCUCCAGCUGUGUCUGGAAAAGUGAGGUUUGUCUUUUGCCCAACAGAAUGAGAAGCAUGAUUCUCUCUUCAAAUAAGAAACUGUUAAAUGUACGGAGCUUGUUCAUUGAUAAGAUAUCAGAACCUGUUCUCAACAGUCUGCUCGACAAACUGUUGGAGAAAAAUGUGAUAACUGAUGCUGAGAGGGAGGCAGCAGAUGCAAAGAAAAAGAGAAGGAAAAUAGCACGUUUCGUUUUUGACACUGUGAGGAGGAAAGGUGAAGAUGCCAUUUUAGAAAUGACCGAGUCCCUUUGUGAGCUCGAUUCCUUCCUCUGCAGAAAUCUUGGGUUGCUAUGAGAGCAUCUAGUUAACUUUGCUGAAACUGCUUGAAUCUGAGUCUUGAGUCUGCUUCAAAUCACAUUGCCUCCAUCAUUCUGUUACAAGUGGAUUUCAGUUCGUCUAAAUAGGACUGCUCUAACUUUUCCAGUUUGUUUUAGCAAAGAAAAUCCAAGGUUUUCUUUAAAGAUUUGGACUAAUUUACUUUUAUGCUUCUAAAUUCAGGUGAAACUAAAGUUAUUAUACCUUGGCUCUAAAAAUAUUAGAAACAUGAUUUCUAGGAUUAAUCUUACUCUGGAUGGUAUUACUUUGACCUCAAUUAAACCAGUGAGGAAAUGGACAUUUUUUGCAUUUUUAUCCUUGAAUGCAAAUAUUAAACAAAUAUGUACAACAGCUUUCUAUUAUUGCACAAUUUCUCUAAAAUUAGACACAGGAAAAACUAGUUUCUGUCUUUCUCCAGUCACCCUAACCGGUUGCAGCAUAUAGCCAAACCUCCCUCAGCCUGUUUCUUCUUCCUGUUAAAACUGAGUUUCUUUGUCAUGGAUUAGGUCUCUGACCCAGAAUUUCUGAGGGUUUUCUGGGUUUUUUGAGUCUCUUGUUGUGGGUUUAGUUGGGUUUGGGUUUCCAUUAUUAUCAUUGGUUUCAUGGGUUAUUGUAUUGUCUUUCUCGUCUGUCAUGUGCAUUAGGGCUGUGUAUGGCCAAGUUUGUGUUGCCAUAUGUACGACUCCAUGUUUUAUUUUGAAAGAGUCUGGUGUGUUCUUGUUCAUUGUGCCUCUCCCCGUAGCUUCAUAUGGUUCAUGUGUGUCAACUGUUUCCCCAUGUGUUCCCACUUCCCCUGAUCACCUCUUGUGUAUUCAAGUCCCCUGUCUUCUGUGUGUCAUUGUCAGGUCAUCUGUUAUAAUCUCCACAGUUUUCAUAGUCUGUCAUAGUUUUUCAUACUUCUUGUGUUUUGCUGCUGUCAUCAGCCAAAAUAAAGACUCGUUUUCUUUUCAAACGCAACACCUCUCUCCGCUGAUGUGCAUCUGGGUCCUGAAAUCAACACACCGGCGGACCCCACCGUAACAUUUUUCCUUCUCUCGCCAACGCAUUUGGGUCAUUUAAUUGUUGGGACUUCUGUUUUCACUAUAUUAUUCUAGGGCCUACAUAUAAAGCACCUUGAGGCAACUGCUGUUGUGAUUUGGUGCUAUGAAAAUGUUUCUCCCAACAGUAACUUGAGGAAGCUGAGGUGCCAGCAACUUUUCCUGGUGGUUUGCCCAUUCUCAUUCUGAAUAAACCUCUGGCCUUUGACGUUAAACUGAUGGGAGUGCAGCAUCCGAGGCAAGCUUGCACUGGCUCAUCUUUCACUGUUCUAGAUCAGUUAGACCUGAAUGUCAUAUAGAAACAAAGCUAGCAUUAGAUUAUCAACAAGCCUCAGUGAUUUAGCAUCAUAACAGAGAUUUCUCUGGUUAUUCAUCAAUAUUUAUAUUUUCAUUUUCCAUGUAGAUGUUGACUGUUAUGACGUAUACUAAUCGAACCUUUUAAUUAAACUUUUUUGUUGUUAAUAUUUUACUUAUAUUUUAUUUCAUGAAAUAUCAAGAUGUAUACUUGUGUUUCUGAACAACUGAACAGCCACUGCAAACAUAUGAUUUAUAGAGUAUGAUCCUGAUAACUGAAGCGCAGAUAAAGUAUUUAAAAUAAGCGCAGUCAUAAACAUGUGCAGUAAUAAUAUUAAUCCACUGAACACUGGUAGGAAAUAUUUUCACAAAUUAAUGAUUUUAACUUCUUUCAUUUUCUAAUUUUCCAUAUUAAUAGCUAUAAUAUGUUAUUGUAAUUAUGUCAUGAAUCCAAUGUUUUUCCUCUACUUAAAAUACUUGUUAUUGUCUAACAAAUAAUAUAUAUCUUGUAAUUAAAAUAAAUAAAUAUAUAUGCAUAUUGCCUGUGCAUCGUUUUCUGUGUGAAGAACUUAACACUUUGUAAUUUCCCUUAAACAUUUAAAGAAUAUGACUGUAUUUGUGACACAGACCC